Messenger RNA from Phyllostomus discolor (pale spear-nosed bat), 847 nucleotides. RefSeq names its product antileukoproteinase. Gene Ontology annotation, cellular component: extracellular region. Lineage: Eukaryota; Metazoa; Chordata; Mammalia; Chiroptera; Phyllostomidae. The coding region runs from base 228 to 623 and encodes 131 amino acids. Gene Ontology annotation, molecular function: peptidase inhibitor activity. The record is from RefSeq and is a predicted model, not a curated record. The transcript has 4 exons. Gene Ontology annotation, biological process: antibacterial humoral response; innate immune response.
UCCCCCUCCAAGUCCUACAUUUUCCUUCCUAGGCCUGACACUCUUGUCUGGGGUGGAAAAGAGCCACCGACCCUCGGGGCGGUUAGCAAGGUCACCUUCUCUGUCUGAAUUGCCUGCUUAUGAAAUCGCAGCAGGGAGGGUGGGGGCAGCUCGGGUGGGACCACGCCCACGGGCUGAGGUAUAAGGGACGAGGCUGACGCUGGUCCGCAACCCCGCCUGCCCUCACCAUGAAGCUCACCAGCCUCGUGGCCUUCGUGGUGCUCCUGGUCCUCGGAGCCCUGGUGUCCCAGGCUGUGGAAGGUGCUAGCAAAGGAAAAGCUAAACAGGGCGACUGCCCCUUCAUACGCCCAGCGAAGUGUCUCGUAUUCGAACCCCCUCAAUGCCACAGUGACUGGCAGUGUCCAAAGAAGCAGAAAUGCUGUGAUGCCCCUUGUGGCGUCAAAUGCAUGGAUCCUGUGGGCCCGUCACAGCCAGUGAAGGUCAAUCCUGGAAAGUGUCCAGUGUUCAUCGGCCAGUGCAUGACGCCCAACCCAAGAAACUACUGCCUGAAUGACAGCCACUGCCUAAACAAUCUCAAGUGCUGCAAGGGGGUGUGUGGGAACUCGUGUGUGAAGCCAGAGUGAGAUUUACUCUCCUCACUUCAAUACGAUCAGGACCUCCUGGUAGGCCCCAAGCCUGGAGAAAAAUGACAGUACCUUGGUGACAGUAUGUGGCUCUGUGGCCAGUCCCUCCGUGGGGGCUAAGACUGGCCUGCUUUACCUCUGCACCCCCAGCAUCCAACAUGAGGCUUGGCCCAAACAGGAAAUGCCUGUCGAUUGGUGAAUAAACAAACACACGUACAACGUUU